Messenger RNA from Filobasidium floriforme, 2313 nucleotides. RefSeq names its product Rec8 like protein-domain-containing protein. Gene Ontology annotation, cellular component: synaptonemal complex; cohesin complex. The record is from RefSeq and is a predicted model, not a curated record. Gene Ontology annotation, biological process: mitotic sister chromatid cohesion; synaptonemal complex assembly; replication-born double-strand break repair via sister chromatid exchange. The transcript has 5 exons. NCBI's taxonomy places the organism in Eukaryota, Fungi, Basidiomycota, Tremellomycetes, Filobasidiales, Filobasidiaceae. Bases 101 to 2107 code for a protein of 668 amino acids. Gene Ontology annotation, molecular function: protein binding; chromatin binding.
CCCUGAUAUUCCCUGUACAAUCUCAUCUUUUUGUCCUUAUACCCUUGAUACCCCCUCAUCUGUUUUUGUACUCCUCAAUCACAACAGCACGAACGGCGCGAUGCUCCUCACCGAGCUCAUCUUGUCCAAAAAAGGACCGCUCGCCAAGGUCUGGAUCUCGGCUCAUCAAGAAAGGAAACUCAGCAAGGCUCAGACGUUGCAGGUCGAUGUCGGAGAGACUGUCGAGGCCAUUCUGGAACAAGAUGGCGAACCCAUCGCACUCCGAAUGUCCGGUCAACUCAUGCUCGGAGUCGUCCGUAUCUACUCUCGAAAGGCCCAGUACCUGAUGGAUGACGCCAAGGACGUGAGGGACAAGAUUUCUAUGGCGUUCAGACCUGGGGAUGUGGAUCUGCCGUUGGACCACGUACAGGCAUCGAGGAACGCGAUUACCAUUCAGGAUGGGGGCGAUCUGGCCAUGGCCAACUUUAACACGGCUUUGGAUUGGGAGGAUAUCGCACGAAACUUCAUCCCGCUCGGUCUACACGUUGCCAACGAAGCAGACAUCACCCUUCCUCGAGCGCACUACGCUUCCUCCAUCCGAUCAUCCUCUAUCGCUCGUGAAUCUGAAAACGGGAUCGACUCUCAAGACUUCGAGUCGGGCGGGAUCGACUUGGGUCUGGACAUGGGGGACGACACGAUCUCGAUCGAAUACGGACGAGAGGCUCGGAGUGAACGGGCUAGCAGUGUAGCUAGUCGGAGGAGGCAGAGGAGUAUGAGCAUGUUGAGCGGGGUCAAGUCGGUGAGGGGGGACGACGAGGACGUCUUGCGACUAGGAUCCGACGCCGGGGACAACGGGAUGGAUAUCGAUCUCGGCGGACAAGAGUUGGACCUCGGGCUGGACCUCGGGGGCGGGUUUGGGGAUGUUGACAUGGGUGGCGACGCCAUGGACGUGGAUAUGAACUUGAACGACGAGGACCGCGAACGAGCACGCCGAGAGUCGACGAGGUUGUCGACCCCUCCACCGCUGGAUGAACAGGAUCCGAGUUCGCUCGGAAGGGACCUGUCGCCAGGGGUGGCUGAAAGGAUCGCGGAAAUAGCGGCUCAGCAGGAACAGAGGGCCGAGAGGGCCAAGCCGAAGAAGAGGGUCAGGAUCGCCGCGGUGGAUGACGAUAUCGAGUUGGAGGACGGGGUCGGGAGGCGGGACGUGACGGCGAUUUUGGGAGAGGAGAACUACUUGCCCGCGUCAAAAGACAUGAUCGCCUUGCUGCAGAUCCGUCAAGAUCCCGUAGCAUUCUACUCGCCUACGGUCAAGAAGAACAACCAGGACUACUACCUGGCUGGACCCGUCAGCGGGAUGGCGGAAGAGCUGGCCGAACUGUUCAUGCUUCCUGUGAGGAGCGGGAUUCGACGUGGACCCAUCGCGCCUGCCGAGAGGGAGGAGGAAGAGGACGAUGUCGAAGUCGGUCGACGGGAUGAACGACGUGCGAGCGAGCGGUUCGGACAGGGUGCAGCGGAUAUCACUUUGGACGAGGAUCUUGGCGGGUUUGGAGGAUUUGGCGAUGAUACCGGAUUGGAACUCGAGCCAGUCGAAGGAUUGGACGACGUUGCCGCCGGCGAACUUGCUAGGAAACGAGACGCCUCGCUCGCCCCCUCCAUGGCAGAGCGAUUCUCUCGAGCGGGAUCAGUGGCACGAAGCAUCAUCGAGGCCAGGGUCGAAGCUUCGGGUCUGUCGGACGAGUGCCCCAUCGCCUUUUUCGACACACGUCUUCGAGUGAAUGGGGUUCCUCAAGCUGGGGGCUCGCAGAGUCAGGUCAGCGAGGACUUUAGAUCGACGUCGACUGGACAGGGGUGGAGCAGGAAUACGGUCAUGGCCGUGGAGUACCUCAAGGGCGAGUUGCAGAAUGGCGAGGACGAGGAUGCAAGUCUGAGCUUUAACGCGGCUGCCAAGGCGUCUUCGAAACGGGCGGCAUCGACAAUGUUCUUUGAGCUACUCAACUUGGGGACGAGGGAUAUGGUCAAGCUGCAGCAAGACACGGCUUACGGCGAUAUCCAGAUUCGGGGCAAGCCGAAGCUGUUCGAGAAUUCCGCUCGGGCGGAGAGUGAAGUGCCUCAGCAGAUCGCCGUCUAGUCGAGGUGUCGCGUGGAAAUGAUAUCUCGGUUGUAUUUCGGAAACCAUAUAAUAGCGAAAGUGUUUGCUGGCCUGUAUAUAUCGCAAAGAAACGAUUGGAUGCCAUAUCGACGCGGCUGUCAGCUCGCAUAACGAUCAAUCCGGCGAGACUCCCGUUGCGCCAUUGUCCGGUGAGUCUGCAUGGCUAUUCUAAGUCAAGGCGGCUC